AUGGAGGAAUUCGACUCUGAAGAUUUCUCCACCUCGGAGGAGGACGAGGACUACGUGUCAUCGGGUGGAGAGUAUAGUGAAGAUGAUGUAAAUGAAUUAGUGAAGGAAGAUGAAGUGGAUGGUGAAGAGAAGACACAGAAAACCAAAGGGAGAAAAAGAAAGGCUCAGAGCAUUCUGGCCAGGAAGAGAAAACAAGGUGGCCUCUCAUUAGAAAAGGACGAGAAGGAUGCCAGUGAGGAAUCUGGAGGAAGAAGUAGUGAGGAGGAAGAUGUAGCUGCAGAGCAAGAAAAAGGCAUUGAGUCAGAGGAUACGAGGAAAAAGAAGGAAGAUGAACUAUGGGCCAGCUUCCUCAAUGACGUAGGACUAAAAUCAAAAGUGCCUCCGUGUACACAAGUUAAAAGAGGAGAGGAGGCUGAAGAGACAAGUUCAAGUAAAUUGUUGGUCAAAGCAGAAGAGCUAGAGAAACCUAAAGAAACAGAAAAAGUUAAAAUCACCAAGGUGUUUGAUUUUGCUGGUGAAGUCAGGGUGACUAAGGAAGUGGAUGCUACAUCUAAAGAAGCCAAAUCCUUCUUCAAGCAAAAUGCGAAAGAAAAACCCCAGGCUAAUAAUGUCCCUUCAGCUCUACCGUCACUUCCUGCCGGGUCAGGGUUAAAAAGGUCAAGGGAUAUGAGCAGCCUUUUGGGGAAAAUAGGAGCCAAGAAGCAGAAGAUGAGCACCCUAGAGAAGGCCGAGCUGGACUGGGAGAGCUUCAAGGAGGAAGAGGGCAUUGGAGAAGAACUAGCCAUCCACAAUCGAGGGAAGGAGGGGUUCACUGAACGGAAAGCUUUUCUAGACCGAGUGGAUCACAGGCAGUUUGAAAUCGAGUGAGAUCUCAGGCUGAGCAAAAUGAAACCCUGA
This is a messenger RNA of Globicephala melas (long-finned pilot whale), 897 nucleotides long. The record is from RefSeq and is a predicted model, not a curated record. Lineage: Eukaryota; Metazoa; Chordata; Mammalia; Artiodactyla; Delphinidae.